Messenger RNA from Fomitopsis serialis, 1752 nucleotides. RefSeq lists its product as uncharacterized. The transcript is spliced from 6 exons. The record is from RefSeq and is a predicted model, not a curated record. Bases 1 to 1752 code for a protein of 583 amino acids. Lineage: Eukaryota; Fungi; Basidiomycota; Agaricomycetes; Polyporales; Fomitopsidaceae.
AUGGCUUCUCUCCGUCAUCCCGCUCGGGUGUCGCAGCCCUACCGACCGUCUUUCUACAAUACUCCUGGACUUACUGACGGAGCCAAGUCGAUCGACUUGGACUACAGGGAUAGCCACAACCUCACACCUCUGGGCCGCGACGAUAGCUUAGAAGGGAUUGUCGUAGCGGUUGACGAUAUAGAAUCAGAUAACGGGCAACUACUACACGAGUACUCGGACUCAGAAGCACGUUCGAGCUCCUCCAACGCGGACACCGCCAACGCCACCAAUACAGACCAAAGCGACGCGUACGAUACCGACAACGAACACCCAGAGACUGUACUUCAAAAGGUCUUCUCCGAUCUACUCCUGGACCCGGACUGGCCGUACAUUCUGGACGUUCAGAGAACUAUCGAGCUGGAACCGAGCGACUGGGAUCAGCUUGUUGAAGACGUGCUCCACCGGGACGACGACCUCUACCGCCUCUUCUCCUUCCAAUACGACUGCGAUCGCCGUGUUCUCAUCAUGUCUACCCCUACCCUCCUUCACGAGAAGGUGUCCAACUUCAUGGCCUCUAUCGUUACUACGCGCUACGGCGAAUCUUACGUCCUGAAAGUGCCUGGGUUGCAGGGCGUCCUAUCUGCCGAGACGAAGAGGGAGUUCGUCGGCCCUCUUCCUGCUCCUAACGACCCUUCCAGCCAUGUGCGAAGGCAGAUCGGGCCUGCGCUGUUAGUCCCUGACGGCGCUGUAAUUCUGAGCUUCCCGGACCUUUUGCGCUGCAAGAACAACAUUCUGCGGAGCAAGUACGGUGAACACGUAGUCGGAAUAUUUGAGAAGGGUUUCUACGAGCCUUGGGAGCAUGUUCUGUAUCGGUUCGGCCAGUACAGUGGUCCCAGGACGUUGAACCAAGACCCUAAGGACUUGCCCGUGUUCAUGAUGACGAUCAAGAUCAUCGAGCAUCCGAAGUACCACUCUCCAUUCCCCUCGAACAAGCCUACGCCUCCACAAAAGAAAGCGUUGCGGGAUCGCUGGUCGCCGAUUGAGGACGACACGCUGUGCAUGCACGACCCUGGCGAUCCGAAGGAGAGGCUGACUGGCAAAGUUACCAUCGGCGAGCACACGUUCUGCGGGGAGCUCGAGGCGUACCUGGUGCUGAUAUCGUUCGCCAACCAGCACCGAGCGGCGUUGAAGCGGGGCUACCAGGCUCAAUGGACGUUGUCGCGAUGGGUGGAGGAGGGCUUUGGGAUUAAGUUACAAAAGAAGUACGAAGGCGCUGAAGAACAACAACUCAAGGAGUUCACGAGCCUCUGGCAGACGGUCUUCUCGAUGUACCAGUCUCGCCUCUGGGAGAAGGGAGGUAAUGCUUGGCAGGCCUACGACAAGGCCCAGAAGGAUGCCGGCGUCGACGUGUACAAGCAGGAGGGCGUCGCCGUAGCGUGGAACGAUUUCAUGCGCAGGGCUCCGUUCAGAAAUCCGGGAGCACAGAAAGCGAACGUGGGCGAAGUGCCGGUGGACGAGUUCAUCAAGUUCAUUGAAGCCGGUGCGGUGUCUACGGCGAAGCAGCGUUUCGAGACCUUCAAGAGGGAAUGCUGCGGGUACUCGCCGGAUCCGCCUGCUGCCGAGAUAGACGAGAGCGUGGACUUGCUGGACGAGAGCGAUGCGCACGACCAGUACUUGAAGCGAAAGCUGGAGCAGUGGGAGGAACUGCACGAAGAGCGCGAGCGCGAGUUGAAGCGUCAUCGUGAUGUCUCAAACGAACCGGAGUCUGAGUGA